AUGCCCAAUUUACCGAAAUCGUCUAAAACAUUUCUUGGGACAAGUCAAGCAAGAUAUGAGGUAGAACAAAUGAAAAAUAAUAUAGAUGGCAAAGGAACCUUUGCGUACUUUGGAAUUGCAAAUGGACUUCAAAGGUGUGUAAAUGAGAAAUUGCACAAAAAUGGAAUUAUAGAAAUACGAAUCCAUGCUGACGAAGCGCCUGUGACUAAAUCUGGAACCGAACACUUGUGGAUCCUUGCAGGGAAAGUCCCCUUUGAUCCGGAUAUUUACAAACCAUUUGAAAUUGCAAUUUAUGAUAGUGAAGGUAAACCGAAAACUGCUGAGAUAUUUCUAAGACGUUUCAUCAGAGAAUUAAAUAUAUUACAACAAGAUGGAAUAUACAUAGGUGGAAAACAUUUAGGGGUCACGUUGAAAUGCAUUGUUGUCGACACACCUGCUUGGGCUUUUUUAAAGAACACUGUAGGUCACACUGCCAUCUUCGCAUGCGAAAGGUGCUCUGUUACCGGUGAAAAAGUAGAGGGUACAACAGUAUACCCUUCCACCAAUGCAGAAGAAAGAACCGAUGAUUCUUUUCGAGGGUUUCAACAACCUGAACAUCACCAUGGGACAUCAGCUUUUCUGCGCGUUGUUCCGUUCUUAAAUAUGGUUGCAAUUUUCGUACUCGACUUAUGCAUCUUUGUUGUCAAGGAAUAA
Molecule: messenger RNA, 693 nt
Organism: Belonocnema kinseyi
Lineage: Eukaryota; Metazoa; Arthropoda; Insecta; Hymenoptera; Cynipidae
Exons: 1
Coding region: 1-693 (230 amino acids)
Source: RefSeq, a predicted model, not a curated record